Schistosoma margrebowiei is the source of this 759-nucleotide messenger RNA. NCBI's taxonomy places the organism in Eukaryota, Metazoa, Platyhelminthes, Trematoda, Strigeidida, Schistosomatidae. The record is from the annotation of a GenBank genome assembly.
GCGCUCAGUCCGAACCUCGUAACCGAAAAGAUCUAAACCAGUUGGUACUUUGCGCGCAAUUAAUUUCCGCUAGGUCUUUCGAGAAGUUUCGUGGUGUAGUUCCAAGUUCAAACAGUGAGUACUAUCCGUUCGCACAUUGUUUGAUUCACCUAAAUUUCAAACGAAACGCGAGUCCGAAGAUAUCUCCCGGGCCAAAAAAUAAUCUACAUAUAGCAAGAGCAAAGAAAUCAAUCGGUUUAUGCAAAAUCUUGACCAAAAUAUUGGAUAUCGGAUCACAAGGCUAACGAAUUUGGAGUUAUAUGUAUAUAUCUUCAUCCUGAAUACUCAGUAUACAUUAAUUGUUUUCUAAUGGCUCAAGAAAAAGAGUCUCUUGUGGAGUCUCAUUGGUCUGAUUUUCAACCUCCAUCAAGCUCAGCGAUGAUCUACAGACGGGAAGUUAUUCCUCGUCAACGAGCGUUAUCUGCGUUACUAAUUGGCUUGGGAAUUAUUGUAACAUUGAUACUUUUACUGGUUUUAUCCUACUUCAUGCAUAUUUACUCGAGUGAUCAUUCACAUAUUAACAUGCAUGAUUCACUAAAUCCAAUUUGUUUAUUACCAAGAUUAACUGGUAAAUGUCAUGCAAAACUUCAUCGUUGGGGUUGGAAUUCACAAAAAACAAUCUGUGAAGAAUUCAUCUAUGGUGGUUGUGAUGCAAAUGAAAAUAAUUUUUUAACUAAAGAAGAAUGUGAAACAAUAUGUAAGAUUACAGUUUACAUAUAA